AUCAACACGGCAACUCUCGCGGUAGUUCUAGACGAAACCGACUGAGCAAACAUUUCGUUCCCUUUCAUUUUCCGUGACUUUAUCACCUAGGAGGUUGCAUCCAAAAUGUCUGCGGUUCCUGUUCAGAGAGUAUUCUUUGGCAGCUCUCAGGAGAGGAGACUGUUUCCUCUCCAUUACGCACCGGACCGGCUGGGAAACCAAAUGUCGCGACAGGAAGAGCCAUGUCUCGGGCCUGGGUGCUAUGACAACCACAAGUUUGGCACCAUAGUUGAUGACUUAGAGAAGACCCCUGGCAGUAAGAAAGGAUAUGGUCUCUCUGCAAGGACUGCUACACGCUUUCCAACCUUUAAAAAGGCCCAGACCCCUUCACCCCAGCAGUACCAGCAGGAUCAACACACGUUCAAAAUACCUGCACCCAGCAAAAUACCGUUCAGCUCGACCACUCGGAGGUUCUUCAGCAUUCCACACACAGCGGAGGGGAGUCCAGGUCCCGGAACGUACGCUCACGACGCAGUGAUAAACAAAAAAGUGAGCUGGCCAAUGUGCUUCGGGAGCCCAGACUGGUCCAGACUGCCUCAACUGGAGAAGAAGUCACUGAGGGUGAAGCUAAGCAAUGAGAAGGAGUUCAUCAAGCAGAGGAACAGACUGGCCUACCUCAGUUUGUAUUAUUAAAGCUAGAGCUCAUGGAUGAAUGACAGACGCCUUUA
Messenger RNA from Mugil cephalus (flathead mullet), 707 nucleotides. RefSeq names its product protein pitchfork-like. Gene Ontology annotation, molecular function: cytoskeletal protein binding. Gene Ontology annotation, cellular component: ciliary basal body. NCBI's taxonomy places the organism in Eukaryota, Metazoa, Chordata, Actinopteri, Mugiliformes, Mugilidae. The transcript is spliced from 5 exons. The record is from RefSeq and is a predicted model, not a curated record. Bases 106 to 672 code for a protein of 188 amino acids. Gene Ontology annotation, biological process: regulation of cell projection organization.